Messenger RNA from Drosophila kikkawai, 969 nucleotides. The record is from RefSeq and is a predicted model, not a curated record. Lineage: Eukaryota; Metazoa; Arthropoda; Insecta; Diptera; Drosophilidae.
AUGGAUUUAAUUCCUUAUUUUUUGCUGCUAAUACCCGCUCUUGCUCUGGGUAUUAAAGCUUCAGAUGUCGAUGAGGACUACACCGAGGAGACCAAUGCAGAUCGCAGGGAAGUUCAUCUGGACAGAUGCAGUAACCUGACAGAGAAGGAGCUUCCAGCUGACCUCCAUACCUUGGCUUUAAGGAAGUGUUCGUUGACCAAUCUCGCUGCGAUCGACUUUAAUGCGGUGGCCAAUCUCAGUGUAUUACAGUUGCGAGGCGGAAACCUAUAUAUUCUGAAAAGGGAGCUCGUCCCCAAGCUGCCUCAUCUGCAGAUUCUCGAGCUGCAAGAUAACCGCAUAUCUGAUAUUUUCUUUGGUACCUUCGAGGGACUCUCCCAACUAAGGAUGCUCGCUUUGAACCAAAAUCUAUUGGACCUUUUGAACGGGAGUGUGUUCAGGCCUCUGCCGGAGCUGCGACACCUUGACCUAAGUGCCAAUCAUUUGAUCGGUCUGUCGACAUUGAUGUUUACUGGCAACCCAAAGCUGGAGGUAUUGCUCCUCAGGGGUAAUCCCUUUCUCGUGCUGUGGCUCACAACAUUUAUGGCUCUGAAGAAUCUGGUUCUCCUGGACCUACGUAGCUCUGGCAGAUACACGGACUUGGAGCUCUUUAGUGCCGAGACAAUAAUCCUGAAUAACAACAAGAUAUCUCGACUUGAGGUUAUGGGUGAAGUUAGCAAAUUGCAGGCCCCAAACAAUGAGCUGGAGCAUGUCCGGCUGGAGGAGAAGGCUCCCGUCAUCGAACUGGAUCUGCAUGGCAACAAACUGGACACCUAUGAUCUCUCCGAACUACUCAGGGGCAUGUGGAGACUUCAAAUCCUUGAUAUUUCCCAAAACUUCGUCAAGGAGCUUCCUGUUCUCAAGCCUCGCCUUUCGGAGGUCUUUCUUCUACCCAAUCUGAAAUUUGUGAACUUGUCUCGAUUGAUGGCAUAG